Molecule: messenger RNA, 1509 nt
Organism: Aspergillus caelatus
Lineage: Eukaryota; Fungi; Ascomycota; Eurotiomycetes; Eurotiales; Aspergillaceae
Exons: 3
Coding region: 1-1509 (502 amino acids)
Source: RefSeq, a predicted model, not a curated record
AUGUUGCUCUAUUCAGGAUCCAGGCGCUCUAAGAAAGCUUCCAAAGAUGGCGGCAAUAAAGCGUCUACAGCGUCAGUUGUCUCUGGGAAGUCCCAUUCUACUUCAAAAAGCUCGCGAUCUUUCGUAGACGCCGCCACGAAGAAGAAGAGUACCCCAGAGCAGCCCACUGGAUCAAAGGGCAACGUCUCAAGUUCCAAAAAGGCGCAGAAUACACAAGCUGCAAGAAAUCCUACUUUAAAAGCGGCUGAACCGGAGAAGAAAGUUCCUGAUGUGUUCGAGUACCUUGAAUCGGAUUCCGACACUGACUCCGACGAUUCCUACGUAGAGGAGGAGGAGGAUGAUGAUGAUGAUGAUGCCCCCAACAGCAACCCAACCAGGUCUGGUGGAUCGUUCAAGAAUCCGCACGUCAGACUUGCGCGCCAGACGAACAUGACAGUGCAAGGCAUGGGUGCCCCGAGUCGAACAUCAUCUGUACGAUCGAAAGGCUCAAUGGAUUCCUACCAAGUACCCGGUCUGCUUGAAUUAUCUACGAAAAACAGCACGGCUCGGCGCAAAAUGUCCAUGGAGGGUUAUCUGACAGAGGAGUCGAACAACUCCGACAAGCGGAAAUUGCGUCUGAGUCCAAUGCCAGAGUCUUACGAGCCCUCUCGAGAUCCCACAUCUUUCCAUCCUCCAUUUCCCCCGUCCCCGCCACAAAGCCCUGAGGAGGAUCCCCACCGUAUCAACAGGAAGUCAAGGCGAAAUACAAAAUCCUCAUCCAUUCCUUCCGGCUAUGGACUUCUCAGCUGGCAGCUGAGCUCAUCAGUGGACAAGGAAGAGCCAUCUCUUCCCCCGCUUUACCGACGAUUUGAAGACCUAAACCACCGUGUGCUCCUUCAUCUCCAGGAUGAAAUCGCACAGAUGGAAGAGGAACUGCACGUAUUAGAUGAAUACGAAGAAAUGCAUCGCGUAGCAACCGCAGAACAAGAAGGGACAAACAUUGUACCUGCUUCAAGACGCAUGGAUGCCCAAGCACAGGUCUUUUCAUCCCUGCAUUACCGGCGGGAAGAGUUGAUGGCAGCAUUAGUACAAAAGACCCAGCAAUACAAUAACGCCCUUAGUGCAUAUAGUAAAGUCAUCCAGACGCUCCCCAGCGCGUCGGAUAAAGAUAUCGACACAUAUCGCACUUGGAUGAAAGACAAUGCCCCCGUCGCAGUCGCCGAGACCCGUUUCCUAGAGCACAACAAAGACCUCAUCUCUCUCACCAUGCGAUCGACAUCCAACGCCGCCUCUGCCUUCUCGGCGAUCAUCAUCGCUUCCGCUGCUAUUCUCCUUCCACUGCUCGCCUUUAGCAUGAUCGCGGAAUUUUCAGGACGUCUUCUCGUCGUCGCGAUGGUGGGCGGCGCUGCGUCUGCGAUUGCGUCCAAUUCUGCAGCCAGUGCUGAGAAACUCGUUGCUUCUCACGAUGGGUGGAGAAUUGCUACAUUAUAUUUCGGAUUCAUGACCAUAGCCGCAAUGUUUAUACCUUGA